Ilex paraguariensis (yerba mate) is the source of this 348-nucleotide messenger RNA. NCBI's taxonomy places the organism in Eukaryota, Viridiplantae, Streptophyta, Magnoliopsida, Aquifoliales, Aquifoliaceae. The record is from the annotation of a GenBank genome assembly.
AUGUUUCCUCUUUUGUGCCGUGACAAACUGAUUCUUCCAUACAUUGCUGUGCAUGGUCUGUUCAUCCUUCUUUAUUGUGCUCCUGGUGGAAGACAAGAUACAACAAAUUCUCAUUCGUCUACCCCUUUGAAAUCUUUUGUGAUAGCCUUUCUUGUUUUUUGCUCUCUUAUUCUUCACAUUGUGUACUUGACCAUUCAUCCUCCACAGAAGUAUCCUUACCUCUUUGAAGCCAUGAUUAUGCUUCUUUGCUUCUCUCAGUUCAUAUUGAUCAGUGUUUAUGCAAAUACAAAGCAAUGGAUGUUGUCAAGGCAUUAUGCAGUAAUGGAUAAAGAAAAGAAGCAGCUUUAA